AUCCAAUGUUCCUUUAAUAAACUGGCAUAAAAGUAAGAUGGAUCAGGUGAUCCUGGAUAGCAAAACAUGAGAUUUCCAAAUCCGUAUCAAUUUGAUCCAGAUUCAAUUUUUUGAAAAACUGGGCCCAGGGUGAUAAUUCUCUGUGGGUUCUUCCCUAUGAGUGACCCUUUUCAUAUUGUCAUUUGAUACAUUGUUAUUAUAUAAAUAUAAAUCCUAGCCGCUUUAAAACAGCUAUGUCAAAGCAACAUCUCAGUAUUAGUAUCAAAGUGAACUAUCUGCAUUUUUAUUUACAUAUGCUUAAUUUAAAUUGUUCAUCAACAUAUCAGUAGUGGAGAUGAAGAAAAACAGUGUAAUUUAGUGCACUAUAUUAAGUCGGUGACGUAUGUAUUGCAUUUCAAUUAUUUGCUUUACAUUCACUGUAUUGAGAUCACAGAUACUGAUACAAGCAAUAGCACUGAAACUAAUGAAACGCAUGUUUCUCUUCUCUUUAUGUCUGUCUACAGCCCUUGACUUCCUCUCUCGUACAGUCAAAACCACAAAAGCAAGGUACAUAGUUAAGAUCUUAACUAGGUGUUAUUUCAUUUGCAAGGUUGUGCAGGGAGUGAAGCAUGAUGAAACACUUAACCAUUGUUUAGGUUUCUGAAUGCUAAGAUAGACAGAGCCUGGAGGGACUACCCAGAAUAAGAAAAUACUAGAGCUGGCACUUUCUCAAUAAGAAUGAAGACCAUUUAUAUCUUCUACUGUCUUCUAUAUGCUGCUGGGAUAGAGGGAACAGACAUCAAUGUAGAGGGAUUCGAGGGAGAAGAAGUCUCGUUUCAGUGUUCCCACAGACUUGCGUGGAGAAACAACAAAUACUUCUGCAAGGAUCCAUGUAAAGGAAUUGAAGAUAUACUGGUUACUGUACAAUCUGGUAGAAGAGUGGAGUCAGGGAGGAUAGCUCUGGUGGACUCGGGGGACGGAGUCUUCACUGUGACCAUCAGUCAGCUCCAGCUGUCAGACUUGGGGAGAUACUGGUGUGCAGUGGACAGGCCUGGUUUUGAUACAUUCACUGCAGUACAUCUCACUGUAAAGGAAGUAUAUACCACUGUUCCAUAUACCGAUGAGACAAAGACCGUCAUACCUGAACCUUCUCCUACAUGGACACAUCAGAAUAUUUCCAACUCCACGCAAUUUACAUCUGGAAUGGACACCAGUAGGCCUGCAAACUUUUCAACAGCCUUGAACAGCACUAAUGGAGGACAGAACACCAUCACAGGCACCGUGUUGUACGCUACAGUCGGGGCUGUUGCCGUGCUCACUAUGUGGGUGCUGACAGCAAUGCUCGUCAGGAACCGCAGAGAAAACGGCAAACUUCAACCACAAGUUUGCUCCGACAGCACCGACCUCGUCAGUGCAGAUAAAAGAGGGGGCAACACUAAUGAAGUGCAGUCGUUUACAAAGUUAUCGGAGAGGUUCUCUCGUACUCACCAUCCAAAGCAGGAUCCACCAACAGCUCCCUCCACAGCAGCCGAAUGUAGCGUACCCAUGCCUAUCUAUGAAAACAUCCCCUGCUCCACAGGCACUGCACAUUCAAGAUACUCAGUUACAAACGUCCAAGACGCACAUGACAUCAGCCCUAGGAUCUACAUCAAACCUCUGCCACCUAUAUCUGAAAGAACUAGGGAAGGCUAUCUUAGAAAACACACAAAUAAACCUACAUCAAAUACAAAUGCAAUAAGCAGUUCUACAGAAAGCUGUACAAGCAGCGCAUCAGCUUGUCACUCCCGAUCUUACAAUGAUUGCACAGAAGUGAGGCCCACAUCACUUUGGUUUGGUUUGGAUUUAUCAGAAACAGCAUGAGUUACUCUCAAUGGUGUGAUUUUUAUGGAUAUUAAUGGACAACUGAACUGUACCUCCUCUGCUUGUCCAGUUAUAACCAACAUUUAUCUUUCACUUUGAGAGAAAAAAAUUGUAAAACCUUGCAAUAUUGUUAACCUAUGGCUUUUUACUGUCACAGACUUAAGAUAAAAUCUAAAUGGCACCGGAAAACACUUUUUAUUGUCUACCCUAUGUAUGUAGGUCACUGUGUGUGUGUGUGUGUGUGUGUGUGUGUGUGUGUGUGUGUGUGUGUGUGUGUGUGUGUGUGUGUGUGUG
Messenger RNA from Perca fluviatilis (European perch), 2133 nucleotides. Its product is annotated as CMRF35-like molecule 1. The transcript is spliced from 6 exons. Bases 718 to 1839 code for a protein of 373 amino acids. The record is from RefSeq and is a predicted model, not a curated record. NCBI's taxonomy places the organism in Eukaryota, Metazoa, Chordata, Actinopteri, Perciformes, Percidae.